AUGCUCACAACGCUGAGCAUGGUGGCUGGUGUAGCGGUAUACCCGGCAGGAUGGGGCGAGACAGCCGUGCAGGAGACCUGCGGGCCCACCGCCGACCAGUAUAAUAUAGGUCGAUGUCACAUUCGCUGGGCGUACCUGCUAGCAGUGAUAGGGUGUCUGGACGGCAUCGUGUUGUCUGCCCUGGCCUUUAUCCUAGCGACCAGACACGUGCGUCUACAGCCAGACAGCGGGUACCCGCCACCUUCGUUGUACAAAGGUGAGGUGAACAACGGCUACGUGACCGACGCGACAUCUGUCUCCGGCUCGCGGAAAUCGUUGGCGCUCCAACCAGUUCUAAUAAUGCAUCCCCACGCUACCAUGGACAUGGAUACUUACUCACACUACUCCGGAAGGACUGCAAGAUCAAAACACGGCAUCUACGCCAACACUAUGCAUAAUUAUCAACUUUAAAUUCUGUUACAAAGCAUACCUAGUAUCUCACUUCAAUCUGUGGUGUAGAUACUCACUAAGAAGUACCACUACUCGCCGCAAGAUGGCGUUAUUUUUAAAUUAUUUCUAAAAUACAAAUUUAGAUUUAAGGAUUUUGUAAUGUAAGAUAAUUGUGUAGAAGUGUAAAUAUCUCUAAUGAUUUUGUACUUAAAUAUAUUUUUGUAUGAUCUGUACAAUACCUACGUGUUCCCGUCCGGAAGUAGUUAAUGUAACUGCCUUAGUUAUCGACUAAACAAAUGUUUAUCUUAAUUAGAUUGUUAUAGGUAAACUGUUGUACCUCGAGACAUCAACGAAUUUACAACGACUUAUGAUUAUGUGCCUUGUAGAAAGCUGAAAGUACUUAAUGUUGUUAUUAUUUUGGUAAUUAAAUAAUUUCUUAGAUA
Spodoptera littoralis (African cotton leafworm) is the source of this 872-nucleotide messenger RNA. The record is from the annotation of a GenBank genome assembly. NCBI's taxonomy places the organism in Eukaryota, Metazoa, Arthropoda, Insecta, Lepidoptera, Noctuidae.